AUGGAGGUUGUACAAAAGUAUGAGGCCUUCCAAAGAAUUGAUGGCAAGAUGAGAUUUUCUUACGUCCAGAUCUUUGCCCAGCGGGAUGGCAUGUUAUAUUCUGGGAAAUGGCCAAACCGACUUGAUUCUCCGACUACGCUCGAAGAACUCGAGGAACUUGAGCAAAUACCGACUGAGGACAGGGGCCCGGAGAUGAAAAAAAGCUGGUCUGCAGUGUUUGUGAAGACGCCAAGUCUUCUGGCAUAUGUCGAUGGAAACCUCAAAAAGCGAAUCACUCGCGAAGUUGAAACUUGCGAGAUCCUUCGGAAGAAUCCUCAUCCAAACGUCGCGACUUACUACGGUUGCAAUCAAGAUCACGGUCGAGUCUCUGGCUUAUGCUUCAAGCGGUAUACGUCCACAUUACUUCAGGCGGUCAAUCCUCAAUGCCUUAACAAGGCCGCUUUCCUUUCGAGUGGGCGCGAGCUAGUGACUGGAAGUAUCAAGAGUGGCCUCCAAGGGGUUCUAGCAGCCAUCAAACAUCUUCACUCGCUCGGACUUGUCCAUAAUGACAUUAACCCCGCCAACAUUAUGCUUGAUGAGGACGGAACCCUUAUUUUCAUAGACUUUGACAGCUGUCGAUGCAUUGGAGAGUCCCUGCGCAGCACCGAAACAAAAAGAACCAGGCACUGGCAUGACCCCAACGUCGACAUUUCAACUGAAAAAAAUGAUCUGGAUGCGUUCAAAGAUCUACAAACUUGGCUGACGGGGUCAACGAUUGAAGAUUUCAUUUGGAAAGACACUUGA
Molecule: messenger RNA, 783 nt
Organism: Aspergillus viridinutans
Lineage: Eukaryota; Fungi; Ascomycota; Eurotiomycetes; Eurotiales; Aspergillaceae
Exons: 1
Coding region: 1-783 (260 amino acids)
Biological process (GO): IRE1-mediated unfolded protein response; intrinsic apoptotic signaling pathway in response to endoplasmic reticulum stress; protein phosphorylation
Cellular component (GO): IRE1-TRAF2-ASK1 complex
Molecular function (GO): protein serine/threonine kinase activity; RNA endonuclease activity; ATP binding
Source: RefSeq, a predicted model, not a curated record